Molecule: messenger RNA, 276 nt
Organism: Plenodomus lingam JN3
Lineage: Eukaryota; Fungi; Ascomycota; Dothideomycetes; Pleosporales; Leptosphaeriaceae
Source: RefSeq, a predicted model, not a curated record
AUGCUCAUGCUCGUUCCUUUGCUAAUUCAGUUCAAUUCAAUUCAAUCCAGUCCCAAUCCAGUUCCAAUUCCAUUCAAUCCCCCAUCUCCCCCUCCGCAUACCCACUCGCGCUCCAUCUCCCCCCCCUCCCCAGCAGCCAAACCCAAACCCAGUCCAAAACCCCAAAAAGCCCUUGCCCUCCAAAUAUACAAAAAACAAGUCUACAAAGAAAACCCCCACUCCCCCUAUUUCCCUCCGCAGACACACAAGACAGCCACCAAAAAAAACACAGAAUAA